UUUCUAAUUCUAAACGGGACUUUCCAAGCUGAAGUUUUACUUCCGCGUUUGCUUCCCGUUCUGGCCUGGUGCUGACGUUUCUCUCUUUUAGAGGAAAUGCAAAAUCCAAAUGAGCGCUCGGCCACCACCAUGGGACAAUCUUGGAGCAGGUACUACGGACCGGAGGUCAGGGAGGAGUCUGACGACGAGUGUUGGGAGGAGGACCCUCGGGUGAAGCGGCUGAGAGCGAACGGCCGCCUGCCGCCAGCCCGGGCGGGGAGGGAGGGCCUGGCUCGAGCGAUCCGAGACUUCGGCUGGGAACUUGUGGUUCCACAGGGUGGGCGACAGCGACCAGUAAGGUUGAGGUCAUCUUGGAGUUCCAAGGACACCAGGGACUAUCGAAAAGGCUACCCAGGGAAGAGGCCAAAUCCAAGUGUCACUGAGAACUACAACUUCUACACGAACAACCUGAAGUCCAAGCCAGAUGGUGACUACAUUGACAACAUCCACAGAGGAAUGGUGGGGGGACUACACCCGUCUAGAGGAGCAUCAUGGCUACAUCCAAUGGUUGUUUCCCAUCAGGGAGGAGGGAAUGAACUGGCAUGCUGUGGAGUUACAAGAGCAUGAAAUUAAGCUCAUCAUGGAGAACCCAGAAGCCCAUGCAAGGAUCCUCAAGUCAUAUGAGUUGAUGCUGGACUUCUAUGGGAUGAAGCUAAAGGACAAGACAACCGGGGAGAUAGUACGCUCUGACAACUGGGAGGAAAGGCUCAACCACCUUAACAAGUCAUAUCAUAACUACUUGCGCAUCACACGAAUCCUGAAGUGCCUUGGGGAGUUUGGCUAUGAGCAUCUGAAAGCUCCCUUCAUCCAGUUUGUGUUACAAGAAGCUCUGGUUGAGAAGACUCUGUCUAACACCAUUGAGAGCUGCUUAGACUAUUGGCUUCACACUAUUGUCAGGAAGGAGGAUAGGAUAGGCCUGCUCUGUCUGGCUGAUAAGCUGUGGGAUCUCAAACCUGACAAGGAACCUGGGAAAAAUGCAAGUACUAAGGGUGCCGGGAAAGGUCAUACUGCAAAGACUGCUGGGAAAGCGACCACUGCAAAGGACAUUGGGAAAGGUAGGCCUGCAAAGGCUGCCAAGAAGGAAGAAACAAAGGAUAUUGACAAAGUGAAAGUUGCAAAAGAAGAUGGACAAGCGUCCAAGUGUUCAGGGAAGUCAUCAAAGACAGAAGAGGACAUGAAAACGGAGACAGAUGUCAAGAGUGCAGGUGACUCCAUCAGGGAAGACGGAGACGGGCAAGCAGAGGAUGAUGGGAAUGACGUAGUCAUGGAGGCUGCCGCAGAAGCAGAUGACACAGUCAGCGCAGUUCAGGAGAAAGAGAAGAGGGAGCAACACCAACGUGCCGAAUCAGUCAUCAAAAGUGGAGAAGAAAUGAUGGAACAAGAGACAGAAAACAAAACAGGGUCCCCAGAAGUCCCACACAGACCGACAGACAUGGAGGACACUGAUGCAGGAAACAUGGAACAAGGGGAAGAUGAGGUGACAACAAAGACAGACUGUGAGGAUGCCAUCAAGGGAAGUGAAUAGAAAAGAUCUAUGGGAGAACAAGUACUAUCUAAUCUAAUCUAAUCAGGACAAGCCUGUGGACCAAAAAUGCUAGCAACUGAAUUUUGUUAAUGAUAGUAAAAUAGAAUUGCCUUACAAAGGCAGGACUGGCAGAUUUGAGUAGUGGUUCGAAGAAAAACUCGAUCUUUUCAUAUUUUUACUUGUUUCUUCACUUGUUUAGUCUUUAUAGCAGAUCCUGCUUCAAUUCAUACUGCACAGUAAAAAAUUUGCUGCUUUUAUAAAAAUCAUUUUGUGGUCCAAAAAAGCAUACACAUUGUACUCUAUUCCAACUGUUUGAAGUAUGUUCAUUAGCACUGUAACCAUACUGUAUGGCAGUAUACUUCUUCUGAUAAUGAAGCUUAAUUUUUGCCUGAUAAGUGUAACAUUUACAUAUAGUAUGUCUAUGCAAAAGACUUACCUAUGUAUACCAUUGCUUCUCCAAGUGGGGUAUCAUAAUUGUACUAUACAAAAUGUAACUCCAAUGACCUUUUUCAUAAAAUUAUCAAUGAGUGGGUUAGAAUAUUAUAAGUUACCCAAUUUUGCUUUGUCACUGAAAAGUACUGAAACAUGGAGACCAUUGAGUGAAUGUAGCCUUAUACCGGUAUGUACAAGGUAGCAAGGUACUGCAGAACAUAAUUCAGAGAAAAUUUGUGCAGUAUGGUGAAACUGUCAAAAUGACACUUGUGAUAUUACACACCAAUGUGUAUGGCAUUUGAAAAGAAUGUGAUGUAGGGAGUAGCCUGGUAUCCAAACCUAUUGUAGCUGCUGACUCUUUUGUCCGCUAGUUUUGGAAAAGGCGGAAGAGCUAGGUUUGGAUACUAGUGUGAUAGGGAGGGGGUUGUGACAACAUGAAAAACACAAUAAAUCAUAUUUCUUGAAGAA
This is a messenger RNA of Branchiostoma belcheri (Belcher's lancelet), 2464 nucleotides long. RefSeq names its product opioid growth factor receptor-like protein 1. Gene Ontology annotation, cellular component: membrane. The transcript is spliced from 8 exons. NCBI's taxonomy places the organism in Eukaryota, Metazoa, Chordata, Leptocardii, Amphioxiformes, Branchiostomatidae. The coding region runs from base 464 to 1564 and encodes 366 amino acids. The record is from RefSeq and is a predicted model, not a curated record. Gene Ontology annotation, molecular function: opioid growth factor receptor activity.